Messenger RNA from Dictyostelium discoideum AX4, 2643 nucleotides. RefSeq lists its product as hypothetical. Bases 1 to 2643 code for a protein of 880 amino acids. The transcript has a single exon. NCBI's taxonomy places the organism in Eukaryota, Evosea, Eumycetozoa, Dictyosteliales, Dictyosteliaceae. The record is from RefSeq and is a predicted model, not a curated record.
AUGAAGAUUUUUCAAAUUCAAUGCUCAUCUUUCAAGGAAAGUAGAUGGCAAAAAAGUAAAUGUGACAAUUGUUUAAAAUUUCAUAUAGACAUCAAUAACAAUAGUAAAACCUCAAAUACAGAUACAGACUUUGACGCCAAUACAAAUAUAAAUUCAAACAUAAACUCAAAUAUAAAUUCAAAUAUAAAUAUAAAUAAUAGCGGAAACAAUAAUAAAAACAGUAAUAAUAUAGAAAUUACUGAAAAUAUUGAUAAUAAAGCGAAAAUAAUCAAUAAACAUAUAAAAACUAUAACAAAUUCAAAACCAAUACCAAUACCAAUACCAACACCAACACCAAUAAGUAUAAAAGAAAAAGAAAAAGAAAAAGAAAAAGAAAAAGAAAAAGAAAAAGAAAAAGAAAAAGAAAAAGAAAAAGAAAUGAAAUCAACAAUUAAUUUACGUUCAGAGGAUACAACAUCAAAUAAAUCAACUAUAGUUUUUACAGAAUGUUUAGAAUAUAAAGGUCAUCAAUGGAGACCAAAUAUAUGUGUAACAUGUUUUUCACCAAAGAAUAAACAUAAAAAUGUUUUACCAGAAACUAGUACACCAUUGAUUUCACAAUCAUCCCAAACAUCAACUAUAACACCAUCAUCCUCUUCAACCUCUACAUCUACUUCAUCAAUUUCUACACAUAAAACUGCAAAUAAUAAAACUGUAAUCACUUAUAUCUCUUCAACAACUACAACUACAACAACUUCAUCAUCAUCAUCAUCACCACCAUCUUCAUCAAUUGCUGGUAUCACAAAUCCAACCUCAAGAUCAUCUUCACCAAUACUAAAAUCAGUACCACCCUCAGCUUAUUCAAAUGUUGUUAUUCCAAUUAAUAAUAUCAAUAAUAGUAAUAGCAAUAGCAGUAGUGGUGGUGGUAAUAAUAAUAAUAAAUCAAUUUCAACACCAUCAUCACCAAUUAUAUCAAGACCAAUAACAAAUAAAAUUAAUAAUAAUAAUAAUAAUAAUCAACCACAAUUACAUUAUAAUCAACCACAAAGUUCAAGUGUUUCAACAACAUCAUCACCAAUAAUUAGACCAGUAUUGAGAAGACAAUUUCAAUCAUUCCCAUCGAAUCCAAAAAUUUCAAAAGCAAUAUUAGAACAAUGUAAUAUCAUUAAUAAUAAUAGCAAUAGCAAUAAUAGCAAUAAUAAGGACCCAGUAAUACUUUGUAAAUAUACAAUAGAAUCACAACCAAAGAGUAAUAUAUCGGUUUUAAAACCAACUUUGGUUGAAUUUAUAAAUCAACCCGAUAGUAAAGAUGAUGAAUCAUCAGUAAAAUCACCACCAUUACCAGUGGAGUCACAACCAAUAUUCAAUUCAAAACAAAGUGCAACAAUGGAUGGAAUUACCACUCAUAAAUCAGUAUCGAUUACGAUUUCCACAUCGACAUCACCAUCUUCAACAACCACAACCACAUCAACUACCACUUCAAUUAUAGCAGAAGAACCAUCGAGUCCAAUAUUACCAACUGCAUCACCAUCCUCCUCUUCUUCAUCGAUAAUUACAACCGCAACUGCUUCAACAAUACCAAUGUCACCUUCAUUACCAUCAAUACCAUUUCAUGAGUUUGAAACAAUGGAAUCCUCUACCACAACAACUUUAUUAUCAGAAAAUAAUGGUGGUGGUGGAGGCAGUAGUUGUAAUGAUAAUAGUAGAAGAAAUAGUUUGAAUAUCUUACCAUUAAGAUUAAAAUCAUUCUCAUUUUCUGCUCCACAAUCUGAUUCAAUGAUUGAACAACCAGAAGAUGAUCCAUUUUUUGAUUUUGAAGAUUUAUCAGAUGAUGAUGAUAGUAAUGAUAAUGAUGAUGAAGAAUUAAAAGAAAUAAAUGGUGAAAAAAUAAUACAACAAAAUGAUCUCACUCCAACUACUACAAUAACCUCAACUACAACAAUUUUACAAAGUCCAACACUCGAAAAAACUUUAUCAACUACAACAACUACAACUAUACCAUCACCAUCAACAAAUUCAAGGUCUAUUUGUAAUACUUUAAUGGAUAGUACAGAUUCGAUUAAUAAUACAAAUACAAAUACAAAUACAAAUACAAAUACAAAUACAAAUACAAAUACAAAUACAAAUACAAAUACAAAUACAAAUGCAAAUAUUAAUAAUAAAGUAUCGACUACAACUACAACCACAACAACUAAGAGGAGAUCAUUAAAGAUGGAUCAAUUUAAAGAGAAAGAGGAUGAAUGGGAUCAAGGUGUUGAUUUAACAUCAUUUUUAAAGAGAAAACCAACAUUACAAAGAGAUUUCAGUUAUUGUAAUAAUAAAGUAAUGGAAAUUUCAAGUGUAAAAGAAGAAGCCAAACGGUUACAUGGUGGUACUGGAUAUAUUCAUCAAUUUGCAUUUGAAGCAUUUAAAGAUAUUUUAGAGGCAAAACAAACUCAAAUCAAUAGAGCUUUUUGUUCUCAAAAAAUUGAUGCUCCAGAUUGUGAAAUGUUAAUAAAUGAAAUUAACACUGCAAAGAAAUUAUUGGAAGAUUUAUUAGAAUUAAAUAGUAAUAGUAGUGGUAGUGGUAAUAAUAGUAAUGAUAAUAGCGGUUCCUCAUCACCUUCUUCUUCAAAAACAAAUACUUUAAAUCAACAAUCAAUUUGUAUAAAGAGUGAAAUUUAA